ACCAGAAACGUCGCCUAUCCAUGUUCUCCAGAGAUGCUGCCUGGCCCGCUGAGUUACUCCAGCACUUUGUGUUUCGCUCAGGGAGCGCCAGACUCCAUCCCCUCCCCGGACCAAGAGACUUUCAGCACUUUGUAGAUCGGCGGGGAUUGUGAGACAUCGCACCUCGGGGGGGAGACUCGGCUCGGAGAGAGGGGAGAGUGCAGUCCUCUGUCUGAUCCGGCACAGGAGGCUGGCUGCUGGCUGCAAGCAAUGAGCGGCACCUUUACCAUCGCCCUGCUCGGUUGCCCCGGGGUGGGUAAGACAGCCAUCAUCCGCCAGUUUCUCUUCAACGAUUUCAGCCCAAUCUACAGCCCGACCAGAAGCAGGCAGGUCCACAGAGCCUCGGUCAUGCUGGACGGCGGCAUUUACGACUUGAAAAUCGUGGACGUCCCGCACAUCCCAACGUUCCCGACCACCGGCGCCCAGGAGUGGACUGACUCGAGGUGCAGGGGGAUUAGGAAUGCAAACGCGUACGUCCUUGUGUACGACAUCUGCUGCCUGGAUAGUUUUGAUUAUGUGAAAAUGAUACGGCAGCAAAUUGCAGAAGUCAGGAGGCCAAACACAAGGCAAGCGCCAAUCAUCGUGGUUGGAAACAAGAGAGACCUCCAGAAGCAUCGGUUCACCCCGCGCCGGAGUACCAGUGACCUGGUGAAGAGGAUGUGGCGAUGUGGCUACAUCGAAUGUUCUGCCCGGUACAACUGGCACCUUUUACUACUGUUUAAAGAACUCCUGAACUGCAGCGUGAAUCCACGCUACAAACAAGGCCACCCCUCUAUCCGCAUCCAAGGGGCACUGCAGAGGAACAGAUGCAACGUGAUGUGACACUGUCCAGUUUCAUGCAUUAAAUCAGCAUGGUCUUUUUUUUAGUUUUCCUAAAAUGAGUUAAUUAUAAGGUAAAAAUAGAAAAUUGUAGAAUAAAAUAUUUUUCUUAAA
Messenger RNA from Amblyraja radiata (thorny skate), 972 nucleotides. RefSeq names its product RAS-like, family 10, member A (gene rasl10a). Lineage: Eukaryota; Metazoa; Chordata; Chondrichthyes; Rajiformes; Rajidae. The coding region runs from base 250 to 861 and encodes 203 amino acids. The record is from RefSeq and is a predicted model, not a curated record. Gene Ontology annotation, molecular function: GTPase activity; GTP binding. The transcript is spliced from 3 exons.